This is a messenger RNA of Centropristis striata (black sea bass), 776 nucleotides long. RefSeq names its product profilin-1-like. Bases 53 to 466 code for a protein of 137 amino acids. Gene Ontology annotation, molecular function: actin binding. The record is from RefSeq and is a predicted model, not a curated record. Lineage: Eukaryota; Metazoa; Chordata; Actinopteri; Perciformes; Serranidae. Gene Ontology annotation, cellular component: cytoplasm. Gene Ontology annotation, biological process: positive regulation of actin filament bundle assembly; regulation of actin filament polymerization. The transcript has 4 exons.
UUCUCUCCUCCGACCCUCAUCAUCAUCACUGAGACCCCACCUGCACAGGAUCAUGAGUUCUUCUUGGGAUGCGUACGUGCAGUCUUUGGUGGCAGAAAAGAGUAUCACUGACGCCGCCAUCGUGGGGGCCACUCCUGGUUCAGAAAGUGUUUGGGCCUCCACGCCGAGCCUUGCCUGCAUCACGCCAGAUGAAAUCAAGAAGCUGUGCGGUGACUCGAGUGCGAUGCUUGAAUGUGGCCCGAAGGUCGCAGGGAAGAAGUGCAUGAUGCUCCGAGACAACAGAAAGGACGAGGCACAGUUCUGCCUGCAGCUCAAGAUGUCCACAAAGGACGGAGGGUUCUCCAUCUGCGUCGGCGUGGCCAAGACAGCACUGGUGAUAGCUGUGGGUGGAGAAGGUGUGGGUGGAGGUCAGAUGACUAACCACGUCUAUAGUGUGGUUGACCACCUGCGGAAAAGCGGAUAUUAACUCUCCUGUCUGACGAUUCCGCAUUCCGAUGACCCGCCCGCUCCGAGCUCCUUUAGUCUGUUUUUAUUGUUGCUGUAACUGUGAACACGUGUUACUGAGUAUUCACAGGUCCUGCUAAAUACUGUAAACAAACAUAUGACUAAUAAAAACUCCAACCUGUUUAGAGUGUCAGUGUCUCUGUAAGUUAAUAACAAUAAAAUGGAUAUAUGAUGCUUUAUUAUUCACAACAUGUAUUCUUGUCACACUGUCUCUGAUCGUCAUAUCUAAUAAAUAAAAGCUUUUAUUAGUAGAAUAACAGCUGAUCCUCAAA